Molecule: messenger RNA, 855 nt
Organism: Pistacia vera
Lineage: Eukaryota; Viridiplantae; Streptophyta; Magnoliopsida; Sapindales; Anacardiaceae
Product: nodulin-26-like
Exons: 5
Coding region: 1-855 (284 amino acids)
Biological process (GO): transmembrane transport
Cellular component (GO): membrane
Molecular function (GO): channel activity
Source: RefSeq, a predicted model, not a curated record
AUGACUAGCACACCUUCAAUUACUGCAGAGGUCUCCCCCAAACAUUCAUUGCCAAUUAAACACUCAAGCAUGGAAGAGGAUAAAGCUACUCCCUUUCGUGAACGGCUUCUUGGUGGUGGUAACACUUACCCAUCUCAUUUCCAAAAGGUUGUUGCAGAGUUAAUGGGCACAUAUAUUCUUAUAUUUGCCGGUUGCGGGUCUGCUUUAGUUAACAAAAUUCAAAGCCUUACCAUUGUAGGAAUAGCAUUGGUCUGGGGUCUAGUAUUGAUGGCCAUGAUAUAUACACUUGGGCAUGUGUCCGGUGCCCAUUUUAAUCCUGCUGUUACCAUUGCCUUUGCUGCUUCUCGGAAACUUUCAUGGAAACAAGUGCCUUUGUAUGUAUUGUCUCAAGUUCUGGGAGCAACACUUGCCAGUCUGACCCUGAGAGUGUUGUUUACUGACCAAGACAACAUUCACGCAACAACGACUCAAUACACAGACGCAACCUCUGACCUUGAAGCUAUCACGUGGGAAUUCAUAAUCACUUUCAUUUUGAUGUUCACCAUUUGUGGCGUUGCUACUGAUCAUCGAGCUAGUAGAGACUUUGCUGGAGUCGCAAUAGGUGUGACGUUGUUGUUUAAUGUCAUGAUUGCUGGGCCGAUCACUGGGGCUUCCAUGAAUCCUGCAAGGAGUUUAGGUCCUGCCGUGGCUUCUGGUGUUUAUAAAAAUCUUUGGGUGUACAUUGUCGCCCCCAUUAUUGGAGCAAUGGCUGCAGCCUUGGUAUAUAGUUUACUCACAGUACCUACGCCUGCAAAAGAAAAGCCACUGGAGACUAAAAGCAUGUACAAUCAACUUUAUCUACAUGGUGAUCCAUAG